Messenger RNA from Protopolystoma xenopodis, 396 nucleotides. Lineage: Eukaryota; Metazoa; Platyhelminthes; Monogenea; Polystomatidea; Polystomatidae. The record is from the annotation of a GenBank genome assembly.
AUGCCCCCAAAUAUGUGGUCUCCUCACAUUGACUGGACUACAGCCACAGCCUCAGCUCAACUCAGCCUUCUCAACUGUCCCGAUUGUUGGGUCGUCAUGCGAUACCGCCAAGUGACAACCGGCUUUUGUGCGAAUGAUCACUUGGGCUACCUGACGCUCGAAGACGCAGCGUAUUGUGGUGGUCUGCCAGUUGGACAUGGCUCUGAACCGGCUGAUCAUCUGUUUCAGUCUUAUGUUGCGCUGAUGCAGGACGUUGACUUCACGCGAAAGACGCAGAUUCCGAUCGGCCAGUUCGUCUUCUGCUCGUGCGUUCAAUCAAGCCAUCGGAUGGACAAAAGAUGGGAAGAUGCGAGAAUGAACGAAACGAUGAAUAGCAAAAGCAUAGACUACAAAUAG